Molecule: messenger RNA, 675 nt
Organism: Aspergillus luchuensis
Lineage: Eukaryota; Fungi; Ascomycota; Eurotiomycetes; Eurotiales; Aspergillaceae
Exons: 2
Coding region: 1-675 (224 amino acids)
Source: RefSeq, a predicted model, not a curated record
AUGGGUAUCCUCAAACGUGUCGCCAAGAUAACCACCAUUGGCGCUGGCGUCGGCACAGCGUUCUUCUUCGCAGCCGUCCGUCACAACACCUUCGUGCCGAUGCCCACAAGCGACCCUCUCUUCCAGCACCCUCUGUACCAGAAACUCAAUCCCAACAACAACCCCACAACCCAUGACCUCUGUGUGCGUCGCGUACCACUCAAGGACAUUAAGCCCGCCUUGCUGGAAAAGCCAGGCCGACUGACCGAGGCGUUUUGCGCCGGAGUGUGGAGUGGAUUCGGAUACGCCUAUCAACGCCGCUACCUCUCCAAGAAAUACGAAGGCCCCGAAACCGCUUCUCACCUCUGGACGCGCGCGGACCUACGCGCCGCGACAUACGACGUGGGCACGCUGAUCACAGAUCACUUCGAGGUGGUAGAAAAGACGCCGGAGCGGAUUGUCGUGCGGUGCGGAGAUUCGCCCCGCAAGAAGGACGUGCGGGAAUCGGAUGGACUGUUUGAAAUUUCGACGGAGGUCAAGCCCCAAGAGGGAGUUGCGGAGUUCCGGCUCAAGAGUCUGUUCUUCCAAGGCAAGGGGAAGGCGGAGAGCGAGCCAAUGCCCUCGCAUGUGGUUUGGUUGCAUCAGCAGUAUACGAAAUUGUGGUUGGAAACGGCGUUGGGAAAUAUUUGGCGGUGA